This is a messenger RNA of Myxocyprinus asiaticus (Chinese sucker), 2556 nucleotides long. It is a transcript of the gene galnt18a, whose product is annotated as UDP-N-acetyl-alpha-D-galactosamine:polypeptide N-acetylgalactosaminyltransferase 18a. Lineage: Eukaryota; Metazoa; Chordata; Actinopteri; Cypriniformes; Catostomidae. Bases 187 to 2016 code for a protein of 609 amino acids. Gene Ontology annotation, cellular component: Golgi apparatus. The transcript is spliced from 11 exons. The record is from RefSeq and is a predicted model, not a curated record.
GAGAGACAUUAGACAUGAGGCGUAUUUACCUUAGGAGCACCGAGCUGUUUUGACAUCUGAACAGUCAUUUGCAGCUGUCAUAACAGCUAUCUUAUAUGGAAAAUCAAUCCACUGGCCUUUAUGAAAGCAAAGGCAUAGAGGAUUUGUGACCGUUUCUGCGCGCGCUGCGCACGUGGGCAUGUUGCGAUGGCAUGCACGAGGAGAACCAAAACUUUGGUGUCCACGUGCGUGAUUUUAAGCGGUAUGACUAAUAUUUUAUGUCUCCUUUACGUCGGCUGGAUCACCAAUUAUAUGUCUAAUAGCGGGAACGCCAAAGUUGCAGGUAGGACGCCCAUGAAAAAGUUUGAUGACGAUACCCGAGGAGAAACGCUGCGGAUUAUUGAGAGACUCGACCGACUGGAGAGUGUUGUUAACCAACACAUCCAAGAGAAACCACUGAAGGAUGGGGAAGACACAGCCUACCUGUCCCUCUCUGGCUCACUGUUUGCCCGCUGGGGUCAUGACCUCGGCCCAGAGAGCCGCAAGGUGGCCCUGAAGAAGUUCCAGUAUUAUGGUUACAACAGUUACCUCAGCGACAGACUGUCUUUGGACAGAACGAUCCCAGACCUCAGGCCUGACGGGUGCAGAAACAUCUCAUACCCAUCCAGUCUACCACAAGUUAGCAUCAUCUUCAUCUUUGUGAAUGAAGCUCUGUCAGUCAUCCUGCGCUCCGUUCAUUCAGUGAUCCGUCGGACGCCCUCCCACCUACUCAAGGAGAUUAUACUUGUUGAUGACAACAGCAGCAACGCCGAACUGAGAGAAAACCUGCAGAGGUUUGUAGAAGAGACCAACCAGCAGCAUCCUGACUUCAUUAAAUUGGUUCGGCAUGACAAACAGGAGGGUUUGAUUCGCUCUCGUGUGAGUGGCUGGAGAGCUGCCACCGCCUCCAUCGUGGCCCUGUUUGAUGCCCAUGUGGAAUUCAGCAUGGGAUGGGCUGAACCAAUCCUUCACAGAAUUAAAGAAGACAGAACCAGGGUCAUCUCCCCCACUUUUGACAACAUUAAAUACGACACGUUUGAGAUUGAAGAGUAUCCUCUAUCUGCUCAAGGCUUUGACUGGGAACUGUGGUGUCGCUACCUGAACCCUCCCAAAUCCUGGUGGACACAGAAGAACCAAACUGCACCAAUCAGGAGUCCUGCUCUGAUUGGCUGCUUCGUGGUGGAUAGAGAAUAUUUUGAGGAGAUUGGACUGCUGGAUGAAGGGAUGGAAGUUUAUGGAGGGGAAAACGUGGAGCUGGGGAUCCGGGUAUGGCUGUGUGGAGGAAGUGUGGAGGUCAUGCCCUGCUCCAGAAUAGCUCAUAUCGAGCGUGCCCACAAGCCGUACACAGAAGAUCUAGCAACUCAUGUGCGUAGGAACGCAUUGAGAGUGGCGGAGGUGUGGAUGGACGAGUUCAAGAGCCAUGUUUACAUGGCCUGGAAUGUUCCACAACAGAACUCAGGGAUCGAUAUUGGUGAUAUCACAGAGAGAAAAGCUCUCAGACAGAGGCUCCAGUGCAAGCCCUUUAGCUGGUUCCUGAAGAAUAUUUAUUCUGAGAUGAGAACCUACACAGAUACAAUCGCCUAUGGUGUACUGAGAAACAGCCUGAGGCCAGAUCUGUGUGUGGAUCAAGGACCUGACUCAGACAACAUUCCCAUCCUAUAUAUCUGCCACGGGUUGACGCCUCAGAAUGUGUACUACACCAGCUCUCAGCAGUUGCAUAUUGGAGGAUUGAGUCCAACCAUUGAUGAUGAUGACAACAAGUGCCUGGUGGACGUGAACGGCCGGCUGCGACUGCUUGAAUGCAGCUAUGCCAGCAACAAGCACAUGAAGCCGUCCUGGCUCUUUACUCAGGGAGGCUCGAUUCAGAACAGGAAGUCGAAGCGUUGCCUGGAGCUGGUAGAAAGUACAGAAGUGGAGCAUGGUUACCAGCUGGCUCUUCAGAAGUGUAGCAAUCAGAAAUGGACAAUUACAAAUGUAUUGCCUGGCAAAGUUCUAUAAUGUCAUGGUAUCUUUUGAGGGACUUGCAUAGUGCAGUUAUCACUAAAUUUAAAAUGUACUGGGAGUGCGUCUCAUUUUUUAAAUUGUGCAUCCUCGUCAUUCAAUUUUACAAAUUGCUUCGAUUCCUCCUUUCUCAUUUCCUAAGAGGAUGGAGCAAGGACACAAGGAAAGUAAAGAAGGAAACGAAACGAAAAUGCACAAUUUUAGAAAUGGGAAGCACCCUAAUAUGCUGUGUCCCUUUACAUGUAUUGAUGUUUUGUCAGACAGAGGACAAAACUGUAUGAUGACACCUUAAAGUGUCAUGCCUGGAAUUCAAUGACAUCAUGGAACAAAUGUCAAAAUCUCCUACUGAUUAUUUUUAUUUAAUUUUGACCAAAAGAGAUUGGUUGAGACUGUGAUGCUUAAAUGUAUAUCAACAGAGCUCUUGUGCUGUAUGAUUUAAGGUUGCAUGGGCUCUUGUAUAUUUAGGCUUCUUUUUUUUUUUUCUUUUUUUUUUUGCUACUGUGUAGCACAAAAUUGAAAUUUAAUUUUUAGUUUUUU